CUGUUCCUUGAGCUUGUUCUAGGGAGACGUGUUGACAUCCAAAACAUUUCCCACAACAGUCGGGAAAGAAAAUGAGUCUUCCAGACUCCAGAUCGCCGGGCAAACAUUCUUCUCCAGGGCUACAGAGUUGUUCUGUAGUGCAGCUGAAUGUGGGUGGUCAUGUGUUCACCACAUCUCUGUCUACGCUGCGUAAACACCCUGACUCCCAGCUGGCCUUCAUGUUCAGUAGUGGUCAGCAACCAAAACUGCCCACCGACGCCAAGGGACGCUACUUCAUCGACCGCGACGGGACGCACUUCGGAGCCAUUCUUCAGUUCCUACGCACCCAGCGCCUGCCCACAGAGAGUGUUCUGGAGGUUUACCAGGAGGCGCUCCACUAUGACGUCAGAACCCUAGUGAAGCAGCUGCAGGACUCAGCCCAGCUGUUCGGAGAAACAGUGGGGAGGCAGCAGUUCAUCUCCAGGGUCCCCAACUAUCUGGAGAACCUGGAGGUGUUGGUGAGAGUGGCCCGAGCAGAAGCCAUCGCUGCCCGUCACUCUGCUGUCAUCGUUUGUGUUCUGAGGACCGAGGAGGACCUGGGUCGCUAUGACCAUGCCGUCAACAACCUGGAGGAACAGGAAGUGGUGCGGUUCGGACCGUGGAAGGCCCCUCCGACUGCCAUUGACCUGUUGGACUGCAUCAAGAUGGAUGUAGAGGCCAGGGGAUACAAAGUGAGAUACGAGCCUCACAGCUCAGACAGAGGCUUUCUGUUCAAGACCAAUGAUGGCUUCCUGUACAAACUCAUCUUCACUUGGUGGUAACAGAAUGACAAGUGUGUGGUGUAGAACAUCUAUCACCUUCUGAUUCUCUACACUUCUUCAGAAGUGUGCUCUCCCCCUCAUGCAUUUAAAACCAUUUGAUUUUUGUUAAUGAGUCUGGAAGGUGUUUUCACCAUAUUUAUUACACCAGUCGUUCCUUUUAAAUCCACGAGGGGGACUGUAUGAGUGCUCACUUCACCCUUCACUUUCCCAGACAGAGACGUGCACAGAGAUCCUAUUAUAUUAGAAUCUAUUUAGAAAUUAAUUGGAUCAUAUUGAAGUUCUAAUGUGUCAUUCUAUGGAGGUAUGUAUUUAUAGAUGUACAUUCCCUUACGUAUUUAUUUGGACAGUGAAGCUAAAACGUUUAAUUGGGAUCUGUACUCCAGCAUUUGGAUUUGAGAUCAAAUGUUUCAUAUGAGACGACAGUACAGACUGUCACCUUUUAUUUUAGGUUAUUUUCAUACAUAUUUACUGUUUUAUUUAUAUAACCCCCCCCCCCCCCCCCAUUUGAAGGUGUGUAACACUGGUUAGCCCUAUCAAUCCUGAGACAACAGCAAAAAUCAGCAUGUCAAACCAAAAACAGGUUUUUCAAAAUGUUUGCUAAUUUAUAAUACAAAAAAAAUACAGAAAUAUCACAUUUACAUAAGUAUUCUGACCCUUUACUCAGUACUUUGUUGAAGCACCUUUGGCAGCAAUUACAGCCUUGAGUCUUCUUGCGUAUGACUCUACAAGCUUGGCACACCUGCAUUUGGGGAGUUUCUCUCAUUCUUCUCUGCAGAUGCUCUGUCAGGUUCGAUGGGGAGCGUUGCUGCACAGCUACUUUUAGGUCUUUCCAGAGAUGUUCAAGUCCAGGCUCUGGCUGGGCCACUCAAGGACAUUCAGAGACUUGUCCCGAAGUCACUCCUGCUUGGUCUUUGCUGUGUGCCUAGGGUCAUUGUCCUGGUGAAUAUUCGCCCCAGUCUGAUGGCCUGAAAACUCUGGAGCAGGUUUUCAUCAAGGAUCUCUCUGUACUUUGCUUCAUUCAUCGUUGCCUCAAUCCUGACUAGUCUCCCUGACGCUGUAAAAACUCUCUAUAGUAUGAUGCUGUCACCACCAUGCUUCACCCUAGGGAUGGUGCCAGUUUCCUCCAGAUGUGAUGCUUGACAUUUAGGCCAAAGAGUUCAAUCUUGGUUUCAUCAGUCCAGAGAAUCUUGUUUCUCAUGGUCUGAGAGUCUUUAGGUGCCUAUUGGCAGACUCCAAGCAGGCUGUCAUGUCUUUAACUGAGUGGCUUCCGUCGGGCCACUCUACCAUAAAGGCCUGAUUGGUGGAGUGCUGCAGAGAUGGUUGUCCUUCUGGAAGGUUCUCCCGUCUCCACAGAGGAACUCUGGAGCUCUGUCGGGGUCACCUCUCUGACCAAGGCCUUGGUCCCCCGAUUGCUUAAUUUGGCUGGGCGGCCAGCUCUAGGAAGAGUCUUGGUAGUUCCAAACUUCUUCCAUUUAAAAAUGAUGGAGGCCACUGUGUUCUUGGGGACCUUCAAUGUUGCAGACAUUUUUUGGUAACCUUUCCCAGAUCUGUGCCAUGACACAAUCAUGUCUUGGGGCUCUACGGAAAAUUCCUUCGACCUCAAGGCAUGGUUUUUGCUCUGACAUGCACUGUCAACUGUGACCUUAUAUAGAUCGGUAUGUGUCUUUCCAAAUCAUGUCCAAUCAAUUGAAUUUACCACAGGUGGACUCCAAUCAAGUUGUAUAAACAUCUCAAGGAUGACCAAUGGAAACAGGAUGCACCAAUUUCAAGUUUCAUAGCAAAGGGUCUGAAUACUUAUGUAAAUACUUUUUAAAAAUAUUUUGUACAUUUGCAAAACAUUUCUCAACCUGUUUUUCGCUUUGUCAUUAUUGGGUAUUGUGUGUUGCGGAGGAUAAUUUUUCUUAAAUCCAUUUUAGUCUGUAACAGAAAAAGUAAAGGGAUCUGAAUACUUUCCGAAUGCACUCUAUUUACCCUCACAAUGAAGUGUUUUACAAUUAUUAUUUUGGGGGGGACCACCAAGGUUACAAGUAGGACACAACAAAAUUUGACAUCAACAGUUGCUUUCAUGAGUUUAUUGACAAAUGUCAAUUAAAGUAUCAACCUGAUACAUUUAAUUGAUAUGAAUGCUGUAAGUACUGAGAUUGUUUGAUUAGUCGUGGUGUCAACUCUGGAGUUUGCGACAUCAACUAUCUGAGCUUAUUACAGUAUUAUAGACAUUGUGUCCGGGGUUUCCUAUGAUCUUCUAUGUAGAAUGAUCCCUUACCUUCUAACCAGUGGUGUAAAAUACUUAAGCACUACUUAAAUAGUUUUUAGGGGUAUCUGUACUUUACUAUUUAUAUUUUGGACAACUUUUGCUUUACUACAUUCCUAAAGAAAAUGAUGUACUUUUUACUUCAUACAUUUUCCCUGACACCCAAAUGUACUCGUUACAUUUUGAAUGCUUAGCAGGACAGAAAUUGCCUAAUUCACACACUUAUCAAAAGAACAUCCCUACUGACCCUGAUCUGUCAUUCUCACUAAACGCAUGCUUCGUUUGUAAAUGAUGUCUGAGUGUUGGAGCAUGCCCCUCGCUAUCUAUAAAAUAAAAUGAUGCCAUCUGGUUUGCUUUAUGUAAUGAAUUUGAAAUUAUUGAUACUUAAGUAUAUUUAAAACCAAAUACUUUUACUCAACUAGUAUUUUACUGGGUGACUUUUACUUAAGUCAUUUUCUAUUAAGGUAUUUUUACUUUUACUCAAGUAUGACAAUUGGGUUAUUUUUCCACCACUGCUUCUAACGACUCUUAUGUAGGUUGUGAGAGUCAUAGAGCAAGACGAUGGUUGUUGCUCUAACCAUCCGGACUCUUGUCUCAAACACAGCUGUAGCUCAGCCAUUCAUGACAUCAGUGGAAUGGAACUUUGCCGAAAUAGGCCAGGAUUCAAUCCGAUCACCCCUUUUCGUCUAUGCACCAUUUUAAAGGCAAUGUUACCCUUGUUGCAAAGAUAACAUUCAAAGUAAACGCUGCAGAUAUUUGCUCAAUCCUUUAAUGUCAAAUGCGCUACAAUGCGGCUGAAUGCUGGCCUUAGCCAUUGUUGAGCUGGAACUUGUAUUUUUGCUAUCACAGUACCUAACUCCUGACACCAUACACACAACAGGAUGUGUAUCAUGAUGAGUAACCUUGCUUGGGACCUUGUGGUAGACUGUUUUUAGAGAGACCUGGGUUAAAUCUAGUAUGUCCUCAGAUGGGUCUAGAAGUGUCACAGAGGCUGUUUGGUCAUUUGGUGAACCACACUGGCAUGUUGAUUUUACCUUGUGUGAGACCAGAAGACUUGCGUUAGCUCCCCCGAGAUAAAAACAGAUUACACCUUGGAAUUGUUUUGUGGUUGUGCCCUGCUCAAUGGCAUAACAGCAGGAGAUGGCAUCUAGGAUAAAAUACCAACAGCUCUCCAUUUGCCGGUUCACAUCCACCAGAUUUUUCCAUUUAGUACAAGGAUUCAAACCAGCAACCCUCCGGUUGUUGGCCCGACCCUCUAACCUCUAGGCUACAUGCAGCACCAUAGUUCAGCAAAGUAACAAGUGACACAUUGGAACCUAGUCGAUAACAACAAAAACUCUGGCUCAUAAGUGCCAGAUUUCUCCUGUUAGCCCUGGGAUUCAAACCAGCAACCUCCCAGUUACAGGCUUGCCACUUUAACCUCUAAGUGUCAAAAAAGGUUUAUAAACACAAAAGCAUGGUUUACAGAACCACCUUCGUUACACUCCACCACCUAUUUCACCUCAUAGAUACCUAUCCAUGUCACAGCACCAAUGGGAUAGCACGAGUGUCUAACCUAGGUCUCCUGUAGGCCACAAGACUGCGUUACCCUGCUAAACUUAAGUGUAGGCAUUAGCUCAGGGAGCUUACACAAAUAUUUAGGUCUCAGACAAGUUUAAUUACACCUACAUCACUUUUCCGGUUCUGUCCCCUACUGCCUUGGUGGCCAUGAAUAAAGGCACUUUGCCCUUAAUCUGCUGCAAGGACAAGGCUGGCCCUGUUCUGUGUUUGGUGUGUCAUAGGGUUGGAUACGGUGACAACACAAACAUGUUACCAUUAUACAAUAUACUUUUGUUUUGAAAUUAAAAUGUUGCUUGAGUAUGUGAAAUUUUGUCACGUGCCUGUCUCCUGUAUGUGUGUUUUGGCAACACCAAAGGGGGUAUACAAAAUGCAUUCUUAAUGCCCUGAUCACACCUACAGCCUUCACACCGCAGCAUCAUCUGGAUAUGUGUGCAACAAAAGUUCAACAUUCACCGACUACCAUUUCUGUCUACGCAUACAGUUUGACCACACUGCAACGCAACUCUGAAAGGCAAUGCAGUGUUCCAUUGGAUAUUUAAUGUACUUCUGGUGUACCAAAAUGCAAUGGUCGGUGUGAUUGAGGCGUAACACCUUUAUGCAGGGGUGGCUUGGCCAUCUGGUAAUUCUGGCAAAUGGACAAUUUUUGCACUUACCUGAUCAAGAUGGUCCGGUUUUCUUAAUGGCUGAGCUGAGGUCUCUCAAAAAUGUCAAACAUGUAUCAGCAUAGAGACCCACUCUGACUCUGUCAUCAGUCAGCCCAGAUCUUGGAUUGUAAAAAACUGAAAGAUGGUGCCAAAAAAGUUAGAACUCAUAAAUAGGCUAUUGAGGUAUACGCUGCUAAUUAACCGACUUAAUUUCUAAAAGUUCUGGUUCUGCUGGUGUGAAUGUUUUCUCAGCUGCUGCUGAGAAAAUGGAGAACGACACACACACUGACAGAUUUCACUUACUGCUGCCAUUUACAGUUUGCCUGUAUAUCAUAUGAAAUAGUAUGCUAAUUAUCAAAUACAAGUCAUGUAUUACAAUGAAACACUGAAUUAAUGCAUAAUAAUUGCUAAAUAAUAUUUUAAAGGUCAAUUCGGAGACUGUAUUUUAAUAGUUUUAUCUGUUUAUUCGUGUCUGAAUUUGUCUUUUCAGCCAGCCAGUGGGUCUUAGUUUAUGAUCUGGGAGAGGGAGAGACUGCCAGAUCCUUAAUGUAGCCAUUGAAUGUAUUAUACAGCCAAAACACUAAGGAACUGUUACUCUCCCUCUCUAGACGUAAAGGCUCCUGCCUUCAUAAAAUCAUUCAUAACCCCUUCAUGAAUAUUGCAGUAUCAUUCAUAAUAACCUUCAUACCACAUUAAUACCUGAUGAAGAUCCUUUCAGGAUCAAAGCGUUGUUUGUUUGUGAAUAAAGGUACCUCGUGGA
Molecule: messenger RNA, 6015 nt
Organism: Salvelinus fontinalis (brook trout)
Lineage: Eukaryota; Metazoa; Chordata; Actinopteri; Salmoniformes; Salmonidae
Gene: kctd14
Product: potassium channel tetramerization domain containing 14
Exons: 5
Coding region: 72-800 (242 amino acids)
Biological process (GO): protein homooligomerization
Molecular function (GO): protein binding
Source: RefSeq, a predicted model, not a curated record